Molecule: messenger RNA, 4351 nt
Organism: Bemisia tabaci
Lineage: Eukaryota; Metazoa; Arthropoda; Insecta; Hemiptera; Aleyrodidae
Source: RefSeq, a predicted model, not a curated record
CGUCCCUGAAAAUCUUCAGCAAGUGAAUUUUCAACUGUUACCUGCUAUCAUUUCAAUUUUACUAUCUGAAUUGAGUGUUUUAUCUAAUAAUGUAUGAUUUAGAAGACGACAAUUAUGGAGACGAAGAUUCGGGUGAAAUCAGUAGCGAAUUGUGGCAAGAAGCCUGCUGGAUUGUCAUCAACGCUUACUUCGACGAGAAAGGUUUGGUGCGGCAACAGCUUGACUCCUUCGAUGAAUUCAUUCAGAUGUCAGUCCAACGUAUCGUGGAAGAUUCGCCUCAGAUCGAUCUCCAAGCAGAAGCCCAGCACACAAGUGGUGAAAUUGAAACACCACCUCGCUACUUACUAAAAUUUGAACAGAUUUAUCUAUCGAAACCGACUCAUUGGGAAAAGGAUGGGUCACCUUCCCCUAUGAUGCCAAAUGAGGCUCGGCUGAGGAAUUUGACUUACUCUGCGCCACUCUAUGUUGACAUCACUAAAACUGUCAUCAAAGAUGGUCAAGAGCCUGUCGUCACAGAGCAUGAAAAAUCUUUCAUUGGUAAAAUUCCAAUUAUGUUGCGUUCUACGUUUUGUCUUCUGAGCGGUUUGACAGAUCGUGAUCUUACAGAAUUAAACGAGUGCCCCUUGGAUCCUGGUGGCUAUUUUAUUAUCAACGGCUCAGAAAAGGUCCUAAUCGCUCAAGAAAAGAUGGCCACCAACACUGUGUACGUUUUCAGCAUGAAAGAUGGAAAAUACGCGUAUAAGGCGGAAAUCCGGUCAUGUUUGGAGCACUCUUCACGUCCGACUUCCACGCUUUGGGUCAACAUGAUGGCAAGAGGAGGUCAAAGUAUUAAAAAAUCAGCAAUCGGUCAACGUAUCAUCGCCAUCCUCCCCUAUAUUAAGCAGGAGAUUCCGAUCAUGAUCGUUUUCCGAGCUUUAGGUUUUGUGGCCGAUCGAGAUAUCCUUGAACACAUUAUCUACGACUUCGAUGACCCAGAAAUGAUGGAAAUGGUAAAACCAUCGUUAGACGAAGCCUUCGUAAUUCAGGAGCAGAACGUUGCGCUCAAUUUCAUCGGAGCCCGUGGAGCGAGACCUGGUGUGACCAAAGACAAGAGAAUAAAAUAUGCUAGGGAAAUUCUGCAGAAGGAAAUGUUGCCUCAUGUUGGAGUGUCUGACUUUUGUGAGACAAAGAAAGCCUACUUCCUUGGUUACAUGGUUCAUAGGCUGUUGUUGGCUGCACUUGGACGUCGAGAGUUGGAUGAUCGUGAUCACUACGGGAACAAACGUCUAGAUCUUGCCGGACCACUGCUUGCAUUUUUAUUCAGAGGAUUAUUCAAGAACUUAAUGAAAGAGGUGAGAAUGUAUGCACAGAAAUUCAUCGACCGGGGAAAAGACUUCAACAUGGAGCUAGCAAUCAAGACGAAGAUAAUCACAGAUGGACUCCGUUAUUCCUUGGCCACAGGAAAUUGGGGAGAUCAGAAGAAAGCUCAUCAAGCAAGAGCUGGUGUAUCCCAGGUGUUGAAUCGACUGACCUUUGCUUCAACCCUCUCACAUUUGCGGCGUGUCAACUCCCCAAUUGGUCGUGACGGCAAACUAGCCAAGCCUCGUCAGUUACACAACACACUGUGGGGUAUGAUCUGCCCUGCCGAAACACCAGAGGGUGCUGCUGUCGGCCUGGUAAAGAACCUUGCCCUUAUGGCCUAUAUCUCAGUCGGAUCUCAGCCGAGUCCUAUCCUAGAGUUUUUGGAAGAGUGGAGCAUGGAAAAUCUAGAAGAAAUCGCACCCUCAGCUAUUGCAGAUGCCACAAAAAUCUUCGUCAACGGCUGCUGGGUGGGCAUCCAUCGUGACCCAGAACAACUCAUGGGUACUCUCCGCAAGUUGAGACGUCAGAUGGACAUCAUUGUCAGUGAAGUAUCCAUCAUUCGAGAUAUCCGUGACCGUGAAAUCCGUAUCUACACUGAUGCAGGGCGAAUCUGUCGGCCUUUGUUGAUCGUUGAAAAUCAGACAUUGCUCCUGAAACGAAGCCAUGUGGAUAAUCUCAAACAGCGUGAUUACAAUAAUUACAAAUGGCAAGAACUGGUAUCUAGCGGUGUGGUAGAGUAUAUUGACACACUAGAAGAAGAAACGACCAUGAUUGCCAUGUCACCUGAAGAUUUACGACAAGACAAAGAAUAUGCUUACUGUACAACUUAUACACAUUGUGAGAUUCAUCCAGCUAUGAUCCUCGGAGUUUGUGCAUCCAUUAUUCCGUUCCCUGAUCACAACCAAAGUCCCAGGAAUACUUACCAGAGUGCUAUGGGUAAACAAGCCAUGGGUGUUUAUAUUACAAAUUAUCACGUUCGGAUGGACACUCUAGCUCAUGUACUCUACUAUCCUCAUAAACCAUUGGUAACAACAAGGUCUAUGGAGUACCUGCGGUUCCGAGAACUUCCAGCUGGAAUCAACUCCAUCGUAGCUAUCCUGUGUUAUACCGGUUACAACCAAGAAGAUUCUGUCAUCUUGAACGCCUCUGCUGUAGAAAGAGGAUUCUUCAGGUCUGUGUUCUUCCGUUCUUACAAAGACUCAGAAUCAAAGAGAAUCGGAGACCAGGAAGAGCAGUUUGAGAAACCAAACAGGUCAACUUGUCAAGGAAUGCGUAAUGCAAUUUACGAUAAAUUAGAUGAUGAUGGAAUAAUUGCACCUGGUUUAAGAGUUUCUGGUGACGAUGUUGUUAUCGGAAAGACCAUCACUCUGCCUGAAAAUGAUGACGAGCUUGAAGGCACAACAAAGCGAUACUCAAAGAGAGAUGCCAGCACAUUCUUGCGCAACAGUGAAACAGGGAUUGUUGAUCAAGUCAUGUUGACGCUAAACAGUGAGGGAUACAAGUUUUGUAAAAUUCGAGUACGUUCUGUUCGUAUCCCCCAGAUUGGUGACAAGUUUGCCUCGAGGCACGGUCAAAAAGGUACCUGUGGUAUUCAAUAUCGUCAAGAGGAUAUGCCGUUUACCUGCGAAGGUCUUGCUCCAGACAUCAUCAUUAACCCUCACGCCAUCCCCUCCCGUAUGACAAUUGGUCACUUGAUCGAGUGCCUUCAAGGCAAGGUCUCCUCAAACAAAGGUGAGAUUGGUGACGCAACACCAUUCAACGAUGCUGUGAAUGUGCAGAAAAUCUCAACGCUCCUCCAAGAGUACGGUUACCAGCUCCGAGGCAAUGAGGUCAUGUACAACGGCCAUUCAGGUCGCAAAAUCAAUGCCCAGGUCUUUUUAGGACCAACCUAUUAUCAGCGUUUGAAGCACAUGGUGGACGACAAAAUUCACUCGAGAGCAAGAGGACCCGUUCAGAUAUUGGUCCGUCAACCCAUGGAGGGAAGAGCAAGGGAUGGAGGUCUGCGUUUCGGUGAGAUGGAACGAGAUUGUCAGAUCUCUCACGGUGCUGCCCAGUUUCUACGGGAGCGUUUGUUCGAAGUAUCCGAUCCGUACAGAAUCCACGUUUGCAACUACUGCGGCUUGAUUGCCAUAGCUAAUCUGAGAAAUAACACGUUUGAGUGCAAAGGCUGUAAGAAUAAGACGCAAAUUUCUCAAGUAAGACUGCCCUAUGCUGCGAAGCUGUUGUUCCAGGAACUGAUGGCUAUGAAUAUUGCACCUCGUUUGAUGGUUGUAUCCUAAGUGUUAUUUCAAUUUAUUUUAAGAGCGCUCAUGUCACUGUGUGUAAAUACUCUACUCUGUGAUUCCUAACCUGUAAUUGAGGUGGAACCCUAGUUGUAAUUUUUGUGAGAAUCAUUUAAUUUAAUUAGUGUUUUUAUCAGGGCACCAAAGUCAGGAAAAAUCUUUUAGGUUUUUACAAAUAAAGGUUGAAAAUUGGAGAAAAACAUGCGGACAGAGCAUUUAGGCAACACUCAAAAGUUCAAAAAGAUUUUACUAAUGUUUUUCAUUUAGCUGGUAUCGUCAAAAAUAGGGAUUCUCCUUUACAUAGGUCAAAAAAGUCCAGAACAAUCAUGGGAUUCCUUUUUUCUAAAUUUUCCUUUUCAUUUUACAUAAUGUCUCAUUCCAUCUCUCAAAAUUUUUGAUUUCAUGUCUCCAAAUGUCUGAUGCCAUGUCUCCAAUUGUCAAGUUUUCUGAAUGUCUAGUUCCAUUUCUCUAAGUGUUUAACACUGCAAUUGCAUUGCAGUGUUAAAAUAAUUGCCGUAGGUAUCUGAUUUUAAAAAAAUUGUAAAUUGAUGAAUUAAGAUAUCUGAUUAUAAAAAAAUCGGUAAAUUGAUAAAUAAAGGUAUCUGAUCAUAAAAAAUUGGUAAAUUGAUGAAUCAAGUAAUUUAGCACAAUUGCAAUUCUGAGAAAAUAAUUUUCCUAUAGAAUAACUCAAAACAUUUUUUUUUACUAUUGACUUGUAAAUAUGAACA